CGAAAAUCAGAAUGUCCUCUUCGCUCCGCCUCGAUAAACUCUUCAGUCUCAACGAUCGCGUCGCGCUUGUGACGGGCGGCGGCACUGGGAUCGGCUGGAUGAUCGCUGAAGGUCUCGCGGUCAAUGGUGCGAAGGUCUACAUCACAGGACGCCGCCAGGAGGUACUGGAGACGAAAGCAUUGACAUUUGCGCAGGAGCAUAAAGGGAAUGGCUCCAUCAUACCUCUGCCCAUGGAUGUGACCGAUCGUAAGAGUAUACUUGCUGGCCAAGAAGUGAUUGCUUCCAAGGAGGGAGUGCUCCACAUUCUUGUCAACAAUGCAGGGCAGACAGGCCCCGUCUCGCCUUUUUUCGAGAAUACGCAAGAACCUGAGCACAAGGAUACCGAGACACUGGGGCGCGCGCUGUUCAACAACGAGUCGUUCGAGGAAUGGGCUGACAUGUACAAGAUCAACACUUUCUCGGUCUACUUUGUGACCACUGCCUUCCUUGGCUUGCUCGCGAAGGGCAGCGAAGAUGUACCGGGGUACACAUCCAGUGUUAUCAAUGUCACGAGCAUCAGUGGAAUCAUCAAACUCGCGCAGAACCAUUUUGGAUACAACAGCGCGAAGGCUGCCGCGUCCCACUUGACAAAGAUGCUUGCUACGGAGCUAGCACUGAAGAAGAUCCCCGUCCGCGUUUGCAGCGUCGCGCCUGGGGUCUAUGAGUCGGAAAUGACUUACGACAAGAUCACGCCUGAUAAAGUGAACGUAGUCGGAAAGGGCGUUGUCCCGGUUCCUGAGAACCGACCUGGCACCGCGCAGGAAAUUGCGGGCACUGUCAUCUACCUAGUGUCGCCCUGUGGGUGCUACACAAACGGCCAGGAAAUCGCCGUCGAUGGCGGAUACACUGCGGUGAACCCAUCCGUCCGGUGAUGGUUAUUCGCGUCCGGAGCAUAGAAGGAAU
Postia placenta MAD-698-R-SB12 is the source of this 942-nucleotide messenger RNA. RefSeq lists its product as hypothetical. Lineage: Eukaryota; Fungi; Basidiomycota; Agaricomycetes; Polyporales; Adustoporiaceae. The record is from RefSeq and is a predicted model, not a curated record. The transcript has 5 exons. The coding region runs from base 12 to 911 and encodes 299 amino acids. Gene Ontology annotation, molecular function: oxidoreductase activity.